Messenger RNA from Rotaria sp. Silwood2, 1362 nucleotides. The record is from the annotation of a GenBank genome assembly. Lineage: Eukaryota; Metazoa; Rotifera; Eurotatoria; Philodinida; Philodinidae.
AUGAUCAACGGUGCUACUGAUGACUGUUUUGCUGUUGCAAAACCAGCUUAUACUAAUGGUGAACUUUUUGCUAAUUUAUUCGUUGACCGAGUUGCUGCUGCUGAUGUUUGCAACAGUACACAAUGCCAAUGUUCUAUUGACUAUACUGUCAUACAUUGUGACACAAAAGGAUGGAAAAAUCUGGAUGAUAUUGAUUUACCUUCAAAGGUUGUUACUUUAACACUUAAUCACAAUAAUCUCAAAUUUGAUAGAAUUACUGAUCGUGAGAAAAUUGAAAACUUAACGAGUUUGACAGAUUUAAGUAUUAAUCAAAACCCGCUUGGAAUGAUUCCACCUUUUAAUCAUACAAAAGUUCGUUUUCUUUCAUUACAAGAUACUUUAUUAACAUCUGCUGAAAUUCCUUCGUCAUAUAGGGGUUCACUUUUACAAACAAUUUCACUUAGUAAUAAUAAAAUUCGAUCGAUCAGUGAAGAAGAUUUUGUAAUGUUACGUGGUUCUACAUUACGAAAAUUACAUAUUGAUAGUGCAAGUAUUUCUAAGAUUGAUCAAAAUGCUUUUAUUGCAUUAACCCAACUUCAAGCAUUAUCAUUGAAAAAUAAUCAAUUAAAAUCCUGUGAAUUUCUAUCAACUUUACCAUUACUUUCUUCAAUUGAACUUGAUGGAAAUCAAUUCACUUCACUUCCACAACAAUUAUCAACACCAAGAAAUAUUAAAACCUAUUCAAUUACAUAUAAUUCAAUAUCUACUAUUGAUGAAUCAUCACCUUUAUAUAAAUGGCUUAAAAUGAAUUAUACAAAUAUUAAAAUUUUCUUAGCUAAUAAUACAUUUGAUUGUUGUUCAUCUUUAUGGUUCAUUCGUUUUAUAAAAAAAUUUCCUCAAUUUGUUGGAGAUGCUUCAUUAUUAACAUGUGCUACACCAUCAAAUUUUACAGGAAAAUUGUUGAUUACACUCAAUCCAGAUGAAAUGAAUUGUGGUGGUGAUAUAUCGAAUAAAUCAUGGUGGACAACUGGUCGAAUUAUCGGUAUUGUCGUUGGAUCGGUUAGUAUAGUAAUGAUUGGUAUAAUUGUGAUUCUUGUCACUGCAUAUACUCGACGACAUUCAUUAUAUUCCGGUUACGAACCAAUUAAUGAAAAUGAUGAACAAUAUUCUAAUAUAGAUUCAUUAUUGUCUGAUAGACACCCAUCACCAAUACUAGAAGAUGACGAUGAACUAUUAACCAAUUCAAAUAUCAACAGUACAAGAAGUGUUGCCCAGUCAGAUGCACCGACACAUACGACAGCUGAAGGUAUUUAUCCAGCAGAUGGUAGUGUGGUUGGAGACUCUCAAAUACAAGAAACAGUCUUAAUGCCUCAUUUUCAGUAA